AUAUCUGAUAUGCAUUAACAUUUCAUUCCUACGCAUGUUCUCUUUCCCAAAGUGAAACUGUUUAUUAAUUUAACCUACAUAAACCUGCUGGCGAUAAACAGCUUGUAACUCAUACGAAAGUCACUAGGUGACACUGUCUGUAAAGCAACUUUUCAAAAGUCAAUCCCAGUUUGCUGCUACAAUAUAGCAUUACACAUGUAUUAUACUCUAUUGGCUAAUAUAUAUUCGACAUAACCCGCUACAAUGGACCGAUGUAACAUUGCAUCCCUGAGUGCUUAAAUGAAAGACCCUAGGCUGCAUGUGCUUGUCCCUGGCAAUUAGUUGCGCAAAAACAAAACUGCUUAGUAAAACACUGGAUGGUCGACUACGCAAUAUCCAGAUUCAUUACCAUAUCAAACUGGAUCCAAUUUAUCCGAAACGUGAGGGUUAGCGCGGCUCAAGUGCCCAGCGCCUUAAGAGAUCUGCGACUCCGCGCGGACUCGCGCGCGCCCCGAACGCGGUUUAUGACGCGGGCUCGUCGCGGUCUCGUGCUCGGGGUUUGGAGUUGGUGCCCGUUGGCUGUCAUACCGGAGCGUUAUACAUGCGUCGGGCAAACUAGCCAAGCUAAGUCUGCGUGGCUGACGUCCCCUAAACAUCACGCCAAGACAUGGACAACGGGACCAUGACAGCAGCUCCUGCGUUUGACUCCCAGGGUUAUAGUCCCACUUACAAAAGGAAAAGGACAGUGGAAGACUUCAACAAGUUCUGCACAUUUGUGCUGGCAUAUGCCGGUUAUAUUCCAUAUCCACAGGAGGAGGCGCCGCUCAGAAGCAGCUCCAGCCCUCCCAACAGCACGGGCAGCACGGCAGACAGCGAUAGCUGGGACCUCGCCCGGCUGGGCUGCGGCCUCCCCUCUCCGGAUGAACCACCGAGCAAGACCAGGAGCAGCUUUGUGGGCUUCAGGAGGCCCGUGGGCGAGAAGCUGGACCACCAGAUGCAGCCCAAGUCCACAGGCCUGCUGCUCGAGGCUUGCAAGAAAGCCGACAAGGUGAAGAAGAAGAAAAAGAAGCUGAGGAAAAGCAAGGGCGACAAGCCCGCCUCCUUCCUGCUGUUUCCGCCCAGUGGGGUGGAGCUUCCCGGGCUGGGUCGGGCCAUCAAAGAGGAGCCGGAGGACUACCUGAGUGUUGCCCAGCCAGCACCCUCGUGUGGUGAUGUGAAGCGUCCGGAGCGGCCUGCGGCGAGCCCUCCGCCCGGUCCGGUCUCGCAGGGCCGAGCAGCCUGCAAGGAGGAGCCGGAGCCGGAGGCGGAGUGGGCGUGCUGGGACUCGUCUGGCAGCUCGAGCCCCGAGUCCGGACACAACAGCAGGGAGAGGCUGGUUCUUCCCGAGGGCGAGGCGGUGGUGAUGAAGCUCGAGGGCUUACCCGGCACGAGGACCGUAAUCCGACAGGGCAAGCAGGUGGUGUUCCGCGACGAGGACGGAUCCGCUGACGACGAGGACAUAAUGGUUGAUUCAGAUGAUGACUCUUGGGAUUUGGUGACCUGUUUCUGCAUGAAGCCAUUUGCCGGACGGGCGAUGAUUGAGUGCAGCCAGUGUAACACCUGGAUCCACCUGUCCUGCGCCAAAAUCCGCAAGUCCAACGUCCCCGAGACGUACACGUGCCAACGCUGCAAAGACUCAAAGUUUGACAUCCGGCGUUCAAACCGCUCGCGCAUGGGGUCUCGAAAACGCCUCCUAGACUGACCCUGCCCUACCCCUCCCCGUUUACACACUCUAGUAUAGAUGGGAGAUGAGGACGGAGGAGGAAGGGCGCCGCGGUUCUGUUAUUACAUUUCGUUUUGAGCGGUUCUUUCUUCUUUUUUUAUUGUCCACCUUCCUAAAUGUUUGCGUAAAGCAAUCAAAAUCUAGGUUAUGCGUUUAAGAGAACAGAUUCUACCGCACGGACCUAAGGUGACAUAUAGUGGGCGCCGGAGUCUCGACGGUACACACCUGAAGACAUUUCAGAGCGGCGCUCUCAUUGGAAAUAAGAGAGGCUGGCGGAUGGCUCUUUUUCCUUUCUUUCUAUUGUUAUUUUUUUGUAAAGGGUGCAUCAAAGAGACCCUUUUAUACCCAUAGCUUUCAAAAGUGUGUCUGUCAGUGUCAAGUUAGAGUUGUUCAACUUGUAUUUCCUUGUGGAACUUUCUUGAGUCCCCCAGUUGUCAGAGGAUUAGAGCACUAUACUGUUUUAGUGAAAAUAUGCUAAUAAGAGGUACAGAAUCUGUCAUUGGAUGAUUACUGCACCUUUGGGAUAAAUCAUCAAAGUGCUAUUAUUUAGAAAUUCACUGAGAACAGUGUUCAAAAGAAACUACCCAGGGUUUAAAAAAAAAUACUUUAUUCUCCAUCACUCUUUCAUGUGGAAACUGUUUUGAAACAUGCCACUGACUAUAUCAACACUUCGUUACCUUCAGGUGUCUUGCACAUGACCCGGGAAGUCUGGGAUAUAUAGUCGGCUGAGUGUCCUCAGUGGUUCUACUCACUUUAUUAACAAAGCCUUGGACAUUCCAGCGUUAACUGCCAUGCUGUUUCUGCAUCAAGGUGUUUGUUUUCUUUAUGACUUUUGCAUGUUUUAUCCGGACGUGACGGCCUUUAACGUCCUUACCUGUCAUUAGGCUUCAAAAAACUAUUGCUUCUCUUCCGUCUUUUGACAACAUUUUCAUGAUAGACUAACCGGUCAUGGGUGGAGAAAACCGGUGGGGUCAAGGGUUACCCAGGUGCAGGUCUGUGCUCAGUAAAUGGGUUUCCCCCCCUUUUUUGCCCAUUCAGACAGAACUAAAUUUUAUAGCUCGUCUUAAAUGGGAAUAUAUGAACCUUUUUGUUCUAUUAACGCAAUGCAUGUCUGCAGCAUUUUUCUAGUGGACGUAGCCCAGUUGUUGGGGUUUAAUGAAAUAGGUGGUGUCCUUGCAGCAGAGGAGAAGAUUCAUAAUGUCUCCUGAACUUACUCUAUUCACUCAGUUGUUUGCUACCUUUAGCCAUAUAAAAUCUCAGAAGGGUAGCAGUCUUCUAGUGUGAUUGUGUGGACAUUUUGACUCUUCAUGACAUGGGCACCAUGUUCUCAGAUAUAAUUAAGCAAAGACAAAAAAAAAAUUAAAAAUUGAGUAUUUGUAACUUUUGUAGUUUCACCCUGUAGGACUAUUCAGAACUCUAAAGCAAGCAGUCUGGUUUUCCUAUUGCACUAUGGUGAUCAUUGAUAUGGAAAUUUUUAAAUAAUGAUCUUUUUGCAUAGGCCCUCCUGCAUAUCUAUAAAUUUAUGCUUUGGUUUUCCUUUUGUUCACAACAAAAAGCUUGUUCAGGGCCUUCAGACUGCACAUUUAAAAUGCCACACACACCUGCUCUGCUACCAAAUUACCACAUACCUGUGUGCCAGUUUGGUUGCGGAGAGAAGUCUUACUAGCAUCCUGGUGUGAUUGUUUUACAGUAACCUGCCACAGUAAAGACCUUUACUGUUCAGAGCCUGACGUGGAUGGGUCUCUUCUGUUCCUCAGCAGAAAAGCUCCCGGUGAUGACUGAUGUUUGUAGACAUGACCUGGCUGAAGUGGGGAAAGACAGCUUAGUCUGGUCGUGAUAUCAAUAGUCCACCUACUUGAUCGUACUUGUAGGGAAAUGUGGUCAGUAUUUAAAAGACGGGGUUGGUGUUUAUCGAAGUACUUGGUUAAACUGCUGAGACCCAGUUCUGGUCUUUACAUGCACACACGAUAAUGCACAAAGCAUGAUUACUGUCAAGAGCCUGGGCUACUAUAGUAUAAAUGAUCUAACAGCUCAUUUCUUUAAUAAAUCACCACAUGCAAUACUUGUAUGUCAGAGCUGACCAGAUGCCCGCAUGCAUUUUCUUCACUAGUGCUUCCUGCAAUUCCCAUAAAGUUUUCCUUUAAAUAAUUCAAGAAGGGAAGUGUUUUUAGUUUUUUGUGUGUGUGUGUGUGUGUGUGUGUGUGUGUGUGUGUGUGUGUGUGUGUGUGUGUGUGUGUGUGUGUGUGUGUGUGUGUUCGUGCUGAAUCAGUGGGAGAUAUUCCACAGUGAUUAGACCUUUGGGGAGCGUGACCUGCCCAAUGCAGAGACUUUUAUUUAUUUUGAUGUUUAGGUUUCUCAAGCUACCUUUCUGUAACUUUGAAGAAAAAGUCAACCUUCCCAUCUUGUUUUAUUUCCUGCAUUAACGUGCUUGCGAUCGCUAGCCAUCUGUCCAAAACUGGGGUUUCAGAUAUAAUGGUUUGUGUAAAUUUUCCUUUUGUACAGUCAUGUUUUCUGUUUGUAUACAGUGUCAAGGGUAGUUCAAUGCUGUUCUCCCCUUCGGUUGUAAAAGGAAUUUAUAGACUUGGUAAACAUGCUGGGACUCACUGUGUUAUAACGGGGUGCUGGAUCCAGAGAGGGACAGAGAGAAUGAACGUUUCUGUGAAACUGGUGUAAAUAAAGAGAUAUUGAGAGGGUACUGGUAAUUCAUGAAUUGAAUAGUAAUUAUUGAAUGGGCCGUAUUAUUUUAAAUAGGGGAAAGUUUAUAUUUAAAACAUGAACAACAUUAAAAGGAGUUUGCCAACAAUAAAAGUAGCUAUAUCACUGGUCAAGACACGUGUAACUAUUCACUUUUUAAUAUUUAAGUUGCUAUACAAGUCCACAGUAAUGUUUGUACAUGAACCUUUGUUAAGGUUGCAUCAGAGAUCAGAAUGGGAACACGGAUUAAA
Molecule: messenger RNA, 4686 nt
Organism: Electrophorus electricus (electric eel)
Lineage: Eukaryota; Metazoa; Chordata; Actinopteri; Gymnotiformes; Gymnotidae
Gene: phf13
Product: PHD finger protein 13
Biological process (GO): mitotic chromosome condensation
Cellular component (GO): nucleus
Molecular function (GO): chromatin binding
Source: RefSeq, a predicted model, not a curated record